This is a messenger RNA of Helobdella robusta, 642 nucleotides long. RefSeq lists its product as hypothetical. The record is from RefSeq and is a predicted model, not a curated record. Lineage: Eukaryota; Metazoa; Annelida; Clitellata; Rhynchobdellida; Glossiphoniidae. Gene Ontology annotation, molecular function: chromatin DNA binding. The transcript is spliced from 3 exons. Gene Ontology annotation, cellular component: nuclear inner membrane. The annotation marks the transcript as partial. Gene Ontology annotation, biological process: negative regulation of BMP signaling pathway; nuclear envelope organization.
UGGCUACCUGUUUCAUAUGUCAGGGACAUGGUUCUACCUCUCAAUGAAAGAAUUCUGAAGGACAAACUCUGGCAUAAAGUUAUUAAUAAGUUGAAGAAAUAUGAAUCCAAACUUGUUUUCAAGGUCGACACUGUUAAGGGUGAAGAUUAUGAGGUGAUGAAGUGGCAGACAAACUCAAGCGCAUUGAACCACCACAUGAAUGGUGGUGGCAGUAGGGGCCACCUGAAAACAUGGCAAGGGCCUGCAGUAUCAAACAGUGAGAAGCCCAUCCAAAAAUUGUACCCCCCUCUGACGAAUUGUUUGAAAGUUAGGAACAUGUUCAACUUUGAGGUUGAGAUAGGUGAGGAUUGGAAGAGGGUCGUAAGGGACGCCAUCUUGGAAAAGGUAGGUCCAGGCCAUGGUAUUGUCAGUCUGGUUGUUGAUAACAAAUCUAAAGAAGGCUGUGUAUAUAUCAGGUGUGUUGAUGAGAAGAAGGCAGGAGAGGCAUUUGACAGCUUGCACUGUUGGUGGUUUGACAACCAACUCGUAACUGUGAAGUACCUUCGAUUGCAAAGGUUCCUUGAAAGGUUCCCAGAUGAUGCCAACAACACGAAACCCCUACAGCCGUCUAAUGAAGCCAGACUAUCCCUCUCUUUGCCCUAC